Messenger RNA from Pocillopora meandrina, 2018 nucleotides. The record is from the annotation of a GenBank genome assembly. Lineage: Eukaryota; Metazoa; Cnidaria; Anthozoa; Scleractinia; Pocilloporidae.
GGAGCAUCAGGAGGAGCAUCAGGAGGAGCAUCAGGGUUAGCCAUAUUAUCCUGCACACCAAUUAUCAGAAUACAGUUACAAACUUCCAACUACAAAAAGUCUAGAGUUUGAGAAUGUCAAACCAUUAUAAGCUGAUUUAAAAGUUUGCUGAUUGGUCGAGAGAGAUCAUACUACUGUCUUAUGACCUGAAAACAAUGCAAGAUUGAUGACUCAUCGGGAACGUCCCUUUGGUAUGACGUCAUAGACUUCCUGUCUAACCGAGAAUUAUGUCUUCCUGUCUUACCGAGAAUUUUGACACGCUAUGUUGGUUGUUAAUAAAAUAAACAACUGACGCCUGGAGGGAUUGAUUUCCAUUUCUGAGAAAAAGAGCAAAGUCCGUCACAACUCACUGCUCGUGACCAAUCAAGAUCCAAAAGCUGGUCUGCCACUUUAGAUUGUUUACCUGUUGCGUUAACUUAAUCUUCUUUGUUGUCUGGGAACUUUAUUUUUAGACAGUCCAGAUGGUUUAGCAAUUUGUAAUCUGUCCUCCAAACCUACGUCUUGGGCUUUCCCGCCUAUGUCUCUCACAAAUGUUUGAAACCUUGGCUGUGUGACAGUAAGCGAUGUCAAGCCAGAUCAGUGGAUCAAGGUAUGCUCUAUAAAAACAUGUUGAUGCUAAGAUAAGCUACCCAAGCUGUAUUAUAUUGCUAAUUGGCAAAUUUUAGAAGGUUCUUCUUUCUCAUUAAGGAAACUGAUCACAAUUUUUAAUGAAAUAGUUCCGUAGUAGUGUCCAACUAGUUUCUGGUUAUACGGGUUCGAUUCCCGUUGAAAUCCAAAAGGUUCAUUGUUCUUUUCUGCCACUGAUUAAAUUGCAGAUUACCGGCGGGGAUCAAUUCUUUGCUUCAAUCCCUGUUUCUUUGGCUUCUACCCUCCAUUCCUACCAUUUGCGAUGUUGUGACUGGAAGCUCAACCAGACUAAGCUUCAGAUAAAAAAAAAUUGUUGGUGAGAUAGGCCACUUCAUCAGUUCUCAUAAAUGAAUCUGCUUUUAUUUCUUCUGUCAUUUAGUUAAAUCAGGCCAAGUUGGUUUCUACCGAGUACAGUUCUCGUCCGACAUGUUGAAACUUCUCUUGACGGCCAUAAAGGACAACAGUCUUCCACCAUGGGACAGAUUAGGACUGGAGAAUGAUCUGUUUGCAUUGGUAUGUACAUGUGUACUGCAGGAUAGCUAUGGAAUGAGGACGGGGAAAGGAGAAGUGUGCUCCAGAAUUCGUAGAAUGUUUACCUCCGCCAUCAAAAAUUGUACGGAAUAAUUUACCCUUUUAGCGCGUUUUUAGACUCUAAAGGGUUUUCCAUUCAGCUCCGCUUUCGCCUUACAUCCUUACAACCUUUUGACUUUUAUUAUCAACGAAUUCCCAGGGCGGCAAAGAUGCAAUGAGUGUUGUUGACGAAAGUCAGAGCAAUCACAACAGCCAAUCAAAAGAAAGACAAGUAUCACAAGCAGCCAAUAAGACUGCAAAGUAAAAACAAGCAAACUGCCUAAAGCAUGGGAAAACGCGAGUGACCAGUUCGCGACUAGCUUUACUUGGUUGAGAGGUUGGGUCGAGUUUUUUGCACCAAUCACGAGGCACAGUGAACAAAACCAAAUUAAACCGACACUCAAUAGAAAACUGCUGAAAUGUGACUCGCGAUUUUGAACUCACCACUCUAAUGCUUGCUUUUGUUCUCUGUAGUGUCGUACUCGCCUUGUUCCCGGGCAUGAUGUGCUGAAAGUGGUCAAGGCAUUUAGCAACGAGACAAUCAAUACCGUAUGGAAUGACUUGAUUUCCAACACGAGUCUUGUCGGAGCAACUCUCCAAUACACUUACUGUUACCCAAGCUUCGAGGCUUCGGUCACUACUUGUGACUUUUAUCCUUGGAAGAUGUGUCAGGGAAUCUUAACGUUUUUGUAGUGUGUUAGUGGUCCACGCUUUCUUUUUAUUUAAUUGUUUCUGUUUCAUUCUUAGUCCUACAGCACAACCAUUUACUUUUAGGAAUGAAA